Molecule: messenger RNA, 3411 nt
Organism: Corythoichthys intestinalis (scribbled pipefish)
Lineage: Eukaryota; Metazoa; Chordata; Actinopteri; Syngnathiformes; Syngnathidae
Product: RB-associated KRAB zinc finger protein-like
Exons: 3
Coding region: 218-1183 (321 amino acids)
Biological process (GO): regulation of transcription by RNA polymerase II
Cellular component (GO): nucleus
Molecular function (GO): DNA-binding transcription factor activity, RNA polymerase II-specific
Source: RefSeq, a predicted model, not a curated record
CUACGUUCCAAACGUUUCAGCACAUUUCACUGAAGUUCCUGCGCCUGAACGUUUAUACUUCCGGUUCACGUCACGAAAGCUCUUUGAAGCCGCGAAAGAGUUGCUGUUUUUUUCGUGUACCCUUCUUCUAACCAAACGCGUUCCUUCAAAGCAUCAUCAUCGGAUGUCACUGUAGAAAAUCUUCACACUGUGAAGCACAACCCCCCACUCGCUAAAGAUGUCUGAGAUGCUGUACAACAAACAGGAGACAGAGCCAGAGACCCCCAGCAUUAAAGAAGAAGAACAGGAAGAUGAAAUCACAUUUCCAUUAACUGUCAUCGUGAAGAGCGAAGAAGAUGAAGAUCCAAGCGAAGAGAGUGGAGCAGCGAAACCUUCAAGCGACAGCUUGUUUCAACGCCUGGCAACAAAAGACGUCACAAUAGAUGAUCUUCACCCUGAGAAGCACGAUCCCCUCCACGUUAAAAAGGGGUCUAAAUCGGAGAUGCCGUCCAUCAAACAGGAGGCGGGGCCGGAGACCCCCUACAUUAAAGAAAAACAACAGGAAGGUGAAAUUACCACAUUUCCAUUGACUGUCAUUGUAAAGAACGAAGAAGAUGAAGCUCCAAGCGAAGUCGACGGAGCAGCGAAAUCUUCGAGCAACAAAUCCUUGACAACAAAAGGAGAGGGACGACCGCAACCGGACAGCCUCUUAGCUCAGCACUCGGACAGCGACGACCAAACAUCCCACUCUUCUGACUUUAACACUGAAGACGGAAGUAACUGUGACCAAAAUGCGUCGAAAUCCUCAAACAAGUCGUCAUUGAAAAGAAACACAAAAGAAUGCGUGGAUGACAAACCUUUUGCCUGUUCAGUUUGCGACAAAAGAUACUACACCAAGGAAAAUUUAACCAUACACACAAGAGCCCACACCGGAGAGAAGCCUUUCGCCUGCUCAGUUUGCGAUAAAAGUUAUUCUCGGAAGAAUCUGUUAACAAGACAUACGUAUACUCACACUGGAGAAAAGCCUUUUCCCUGUUCAGAUUGUACUCAAAGUUUCAUCACGAAGCUAGAAUUAAACCGUCACGCAAGAAAACACAGCGGGGAGAAACCUUACGCUUGCAAAGGUUGCGGUAAAACUUUUACCUUCAAGGCAACCGAAAGACAACACUUUAGAAAACACCAUAUGGAGAAACCUUUUUCCUGAGCCGACGGCGGUAAAAAGAGGCACUCGCAAGGGACAUUUAGAUUCGCACACAAUAACUGGGAAAGAGACUUUCAAUUGCUAUGUGUGAUAAAAUACAGUGGUACCUCGAGAAACGAAAGCUUUUGUACACGAAAAAUUCAUUUUGCGAUUCAUAUCACAAAAAAUGAUUCUUCAUACGAAAGAUAAUACGUACUGUAAUAAUACCCGCCCGCAACAAUUCCAUAAUGUAACGACUUGAGUUGUCGAUCUUAAUAUUCUAAUGAGCAGAAGCGUGAAAAUCAUGCUCAAAUGUUAAAUGAACAGUAUUGUUUCACGCAGUGUAGAGUACACAUAUUUGUAUAUAAUGUACAUGGAUAUUUUCUUUUAUUCACAUAAACACUGUGCUAAAGACUGCCCGCAAAUGGGGCCAUUUUGCAUCUAAAAUUAAAGCCAGUGUGAGUAUUUUUUUUCAUCUACUCGCUCAUGUGCGACCAGUAAGAUUGCGUCCUUUAUUUUGAGGGGCUGACAAACUCCUACACGGGUAAAUCGAGAAGUUCGCGAUAAUGUAACGAGCUGGUUUGCCACGGAAAAAUACAACAGAAGAGAAAAGGACUUCUGAGCCACUUCAAGGAGAGAGCGCGAGACACACUAAACAGCCACUCCGAGAGGCUCCGCCUGCCUUGGUCACAUUUACGCACAUGUCCUCCUGGUCGUCUUCGGAUUGUAGUUUGCGCUUCCAGGAAAUAUACGCGGCGCCAAACCAUGUGUCUUUUUGAUAUUCUCCAAGUGUUGAGUGCGCAACUGCGUAACGAUUGUAACAUACUAAGUAACGGUGUUUGACUUUUUCGUUUUCUCGAGAUUUAUUUCAACCGCAACUCUGUGACUGCUUGUAAAAGCCGAGCAUGACCACACACUCCCUCCAGUGUGAUGCAUUUGAAUGCGUUCACGGAAGGAACAGUGCUCAUUUUAAAAUUUGUUGGGUGUUUUGGCUCUCUCUGUCAAAAUGGUUCCCAACUCCUGACUUGAAACCAUGACUAUCUUUAGAUUCAGCUUUUUAAAAUUCUUUUUCAUAAUAUAUAGAUUUACAUAUAUAUUUUGUCAUGAAUGGGACACUCCGCAUCCAUGUUACAGCUGGGUGUCCUACCCAAAAAUUGACAUGUUAACCUAAUUUGUAAGCCGUAUACUGGUUGAUGUCAAAACUGAUAGAGAAUAAAAUAUACUGUCGAUUCAUAAGUUUGUAGUCUUAUGCAUUUAUUAUGAAAGUAUUUAUCGGUUAACAGUGGAGACUAGAGGAAAACUUGCAUGUUGAUUUACUGUGUGCCCCCAUGAAUCUUCUGCUCUCGCCCCUAAAGUUUUAAGUUGCGGGCCACAGUGCUCCGGGUAAAAAAUGUUAAUCUGGAGCCCUGAUAUCUACAUAUCUGUUCAUUUGACAUGGUCACAAGCGUUCAUUGUUCUUAAAAUACUGUGGUUUUCUACUUUGUGAAUACCUGGGACGAGUACUGUUUUGCAUACAAGGAGUCUUUCAAGGUUAUGGACAGUGAGUUCACAACCCUGAUGUACACAAUAUUUUCAUUCCAGUGUUUUUUCCACUGUUUCUUAUGUAGGGGCUGACACUAGCCUGCCAUCUGGUGUCAUGACAAAUAUAAACUGUAUGAUCUUGAAGGUCGGGGCAAAUCUGCUUGAGGGCGUUUGUCAAUUUUUCUUUUCUUUUUCUUCAUGAAGGUACUUUUCUUAGACAUAUAUUAGUUUCGUUAUUACUCUAAUUGUGUGUCAUCAGUUCUUGUCCAAUAAAGACCAUAAAAGAACCUGAGAGAAAAUGGUUGUCUCUGGCAAUUCGUCACAUGACUAUUUCUCUUCAAUAACCUGUGGCCCCAUGGGUAAUCUGAUUGCACACAGGGUAAUGGAGUUCGAACUCCGAGCACCACAACUAUAUUUGAAAAUGAAUGCACUUUAUUGUCAUCGUAUACGAUGAAAUGAACAUUGUGAAACAAUGGAAUUUUACGUGGCACUCCAGGAUGAACAUAUGAGUGAUUUAAACAAAAAUGUAAACAGACAAUAUGCACACCAUAAGGUUCAGGGAUAUGAAACAAAAGAUUAUCAUUUAUGUACGAUGCUUUUUCAAGGAACAAACAGUGAGAUGAAAUGGCUUGCAAGAAAUUGCGACCAAAGUCCGUCUUUUAGCACUUCGCGUUUGCAAUGAGCUCGAGUGGUCAUGUGACAACUGUAGAAAGUGUCUAACAAAUUAGUUA